AUGUCUAAAUCGAUUCCAGCCGAUCAUGUACGUCUUCUUCGACAAUUUAUUACAUUAUGUGAUGCUCAACCUGAAAUGCUUCUAGCACCUGAACUUGAAUUCUUUCGACAAUGGCUUGCUAAAUUAGGAGCAAUAAUUCCAAAUGAUUCAUGUCAUCAACAUGAUCAUACUUCAGAAUCGAAAACCGAAGAAAAGGAAACAACUCAUGCUGAUCAUGAAAGUACUUCAUCAUCAAAAAGUCAUGAAGAACCACCAAAAGUUGAAAGUGAACCAGAAAGUGAAUUGGAAUUGGAUACAACUGGUGUAAUUGAAGGCGAUCAUGAUGCGCCACAAUCAAUGGGUGAUCCUAAUAUUGAAGUAACAGAUGCCAUGUUAGAACAAGCUGAUGUCAAACGUGGUGAAGCACAAGCAAAACUUUCUGAAGGUGCAAUUGAAGAAGCAAUUUCUUUAUUUACACAAGCUAUUGAAAAUAAUCCACAAUCGGCUAUUCUUCAUGCUAAACGUGCACAAUGUUAUAUUAAACUUCAAAAGCCGAAUGCAGCUAUACGUGAUUGUGAUCGUGCUUUAGAACUUAAUGAAAAUUCACAGCAAGCACUAAAAUGGAGAGGAAAAGCUAAUCGUAUGUUGGGUAAUUGGGAAGCAGCUUACAAAGAUUUUUGUAAAGCACAAUUGUCUGAUUUUGAUGAGGAUGUUCAAACAUGGUGCAAAGAAGUUGAAGCAAAUGCUAAAAAACUUGUUGAACAUAAACGUAAAUAUGAACGACGUCGAGAAACAAAAGAAGCUGAUGCUAAACGAGAACGUAUUCGUAAAGCUCAAGAAGCUUAUGCUAAAGCACAACAAGAAGAAAAUGAACGACGAGCACGAGAACAACAAGCACGCUCUGCAGGUGGUCAACAAUUUCCAGGAUUCCCAGGAGGAAUGGGAGGCAUGGGUGGAAUGCCAGGGAUGGGAGGAAUGCCAGGGAUGGGAGGAAUGCCAGGGAUGGGAGGAAUGCCAGGCAUGGGUGGAAUGCCAGGCAUGGGUGGAAUGGGUGGUGGAGCUGAUUUAGGAGGUUUAGGAGCUGUUAUGAAUGAUCCAGAAAUAUUGGAAGCAUUACAAGAUCCCGAAGUACAACAGGCCUUCUCGGAAGUUAGUGCCGAUCCUUCAAAAUUAGCUGCACAUCAGAGCAACCCCAAGGUACGUAAAGUCAUGGAAAAACUGGCUAGUAAGUUUGGCGGCGCUGGCGGGCCGAUGGGUGGUGGUUUUCCUAAUUUUCCAGGCGGAAUGGGUGGCGGAGCCGAUGCCGAUGCCAAUGAUCUCGAUUGA
Molecule: messenger RNA, 1305 nt
Organism: Rotaria sordida
Lineage: Eukaryota; Metazoa; Rotifera; Eurotatoria; Philodinida; Philodinidae
Source: the annotation of a GenBank genome assembly